ACUUGUGGCAUCUUUUUAUACCAGCACUAGCAAACUAAGACACUCAGUAUGACUGCAUUUUUAAAAAUUAUUUAUUGGAGGUGGACUAAGAAUUCUGAUAUAUAAUCACCUUUUGGUUUUCAGAUGGGUGCUUCUCUUUAUGCUUCGAAUGUUGGCAGCUGCAAUCUUUUGGGCCUGGCUGGGGUAGGAGCAUCUUCAGGGGUUGCUGUUGGGGCCUUCGAGUGGAAUACUGUGUUUCUGCUCUGGGUUCUUGGUUGGAUAUUUGUUCCCAUUUACAUUAAGGCUGAGGUAGUAACAAUGCCAGAAUAUUUGCGGAAAAGGUUUGGUGGCUACCGGAUCCAGCUCUUCCUCUCUCUUCUAACUUUAUUCCUCUAUAUUUUCAGCAGGAUCUCGGUGGAUAUCUUCUCUGGUGCUAUGUUCAUGAGACUCGUUGUGGGGUUGGAUAUUUACAUGAUCGCCUUUAUCUUGUUGACAGUUUCUGGCAUGUAUACCAUCACAGGUGGUUUUGCAGCUGUGGUUUAUACCGAUACCUUACAAACUGUUGUUAUGCUUUUGGGAUCCAUCGUGUUAAUGGUCUUUGCCUUUAAGGAAGUGGGAGGAUACCGGGGGCUACAGAAGAACUACUUGCACGCCAUCCCAAGUAUUGUCAGUGAAGGAAACUGGACUGCCAAGCCAGAAUGUUACACUCCUCGCCCGGAUUCUUUCCAUAUCUUCCGUGAUCCCAUCAGUGGAGACCUCCCCUGGCCUGGAAUUGUCUUUGGUCUCUCCAUCAUUUCUUUGUACUCCUGGUGCACCAAUCAGGUGAUCGUCCAGCGGUGCCUGGCAGGAAGGAGUGGGGCUCAUGUGAAGGCUGCCUGCAUUCUGUGCGGGUACCUGAAGCUGCUGCCCAUGUUCAGCAUGGUCAUGCCAGGGAUGAUCAGCCGUAUCUUGUUCCCGGAUAAAGUGGCUUGUGUUGUGCCUUCAGAAUGUCUGAAGCACUGUGGCACCAGAACUGGUUGCAGCCACAUCGCCUACCCAGUCCUGGUGGAGGAGCUGAUACCCAUCGGCUUACGUGGCUUGAUGGUGUCCUCACUGUGGGCCUCUCUUAUGUCCUCCCUGACUUCUAUUUUCAACAGUGCCAGCACCCUCUUCACACUGGACAUCUACGCCCAGAUACGGCCUGUGGCCACAGAGAAGGAACUCAUGGUCACAGGAAGGUUUUUCAUUAUUUUAUUACUUGCGGUUAGCAUUGCAUGGGUCCCUGUUGGGCUAACAUCACAGAGUGGACAACUUUUUGAAUAUAUGCAGGCAGUGACGAUUUACCUGGCGCCACCCAUUGCUGCUGUCUUCCUGCUUGCAAUAUUUUGCAAGAGAGUCAAUGAACAGGGUGCCUUCUGGGGGCUGGCUGGCGGACUCCUGAUCGGUGUCUCUCGAAUGGUGACUGAGUUUGUGUACGGCCCCCAGAGCUGCGAGAAGAGCAGCAGGUGCCCAGCCCUCAUCUGCAGCGUGCACUUCCUCUACUUCACCAUCAUCCUCUUCGCGCUCAGUCUGCUCAUCAUCCUGGGGGUCUCCUUAGCCACAGACCCCAUUCCCGACAAACACCUCCACCGGCUCUGCUGGAGUUUACGCAACAGCCAAGAGGAAAGGGUGGAUCUGGAUGUGGAAAAGCAAGGGAAGAGAGUUCCCAAACCAAAGGCACAGCCAGGUGAGGAGGAGGAUCCAGAGCCCUGGGUGGGAGGGGUUGCUUCCUGUCUGGUAUAUUCACAGGCCCAGAACCCAGAAACGGCCCUUCCAGGCAAUACCCUGGCUUCCAUUUCCCCAGCGCCUUCCGGGGGCGUUUAGGGCAUAUGAGUUUACA
Molecule: messenger RNA, 1837 nt
Organism: Loxodonta africana (African savanna elephant)
Lineage: Eukaryota; Metazoa; Chordata; Mammalia; Proboscidea; Elephantidae
Product: sodium/glucose cotransporter 1-like
Exons: 12
Coding region: 124-1821 (565 amino acids)
Biological process (GO): transmembrane transport; sodium ion transport
Cellular component (GO): plasma membrane
Molecular function (GO): D-glucose:sodium symporter activity
Source: RefSeq, a predicted model, not a curated record